Temnothorax curvispinosus is the source of this 1930-nucleotide messenger RNA. It is a transcript of the gene Alg2, whose product is annotated as alpha-1,3/1,6-mannosyltransferase ALG2. The transcript has 2 exons. Bases 440 to 1660 code for a protein of 406 amino acids. Gene Ontology annotation, molecular function: alpha-1,3-mannosyltransferase activity; GDP-Man:Man(1)GlcNAc(2)-PP-Dol alpha-1,3-mannosyltransferase activity. The record is from RefSeq and is a predicted model, not a curated record. NCBI's taxonomy places the organism in Eukaryota, Metazoa, Arthropoda, Insecta, Hymenoptera, Formicidae.
CGUCACCCGUCAGUCCCGUGUCACGUGUGCAGGAGCGCCAGGAGCCAUAUAAGUAGUCCAUAAUUAUUCCUAAUAAAAAAAUAUUCCUGUCUGGAUACAUAUAGUUUUGUCAUAACAAAAAAAAAAUGGUAUUGAGUGAGAGAUAUACAAAUAUAUUUAUUAUGUUAAAUGUGGUUAAAUCUUGAUCACGUGACUGAUUUGCUACUGCAGCAUGCUGCAUGCUGCAUAUGAAAAGGAAAAGGCACCACCUGCAGACUUCUCUCUGUUUGACUCUAUCGUCUGUUCACGCUAUAUGCAGCUACAUGUCGACGCUUAGCAAAAAGUUCAAUACCAGUGGUGACCGGUAAAAUGUAACGAUACAGUUAUUUGCGUCACGGUAAUUUUGUACAUUCCAAUAAAUACAUGACGAUGGUAGUUUAACGGAUUAUUCGUGAGUACGAUGACACGCGUCACGUUUCUACAUCCCGAUCUCGGUAUCGGCGGCGCGGAGAGGCUCGUCGUCGACGCCGCUCUGGCACUGAAGAAGAACGGUCACGAUGUGAAUUUUGUGACAACUCACCAUGACCUGGAACAUUGUUUCUCGGAGACCAAGGAUGGCACGAUUCCCGUUACCGUCGUGGGCACGUGGCUGCCCAGGCACAUUCUGGGCAGGUUCUAUGCGCUCUGUGCUUACAUACGCAUGAUAUAUGCAGCCAGCUACAUAAUAUUUUGCGAUCAACGGCCAGAAGUUGUCUUUUGCGACCUAGUAUCCGUCUGUAUACCCAUACUUAUCGUGCGUAUUCCAUAUGUAGUGUUUUAUUGUCAUCAUCCGGACCAGUUGCUCUCUUCUCCUGGUGGCUGUAUCAAACAACUGUAUCGUAUGCCGCUAAAUUAUCUGGAAGAGAUCACGACUGGCAUGGCGCAUAAAGUAUUUGUAAAUAGCUGUUAUACAAACGAUGUGUUCAGGAACACGUUCAGGAGACUGAAAAUCAAGCCAGAAAUUUUGUAUCCUUCCAUUAAUACCGACUUUUUUAACAAGACGAGAAUAGUAUCCAUCGAGAGGGUUCUCGAUAGAAAACUACCGGAUGAUAGUAUUAUAUUACUGUCUAUCAAUAGGUAUGAACGUAAGAAAAAACUGUCUCUCGCCAUAGAGGCUUUCGCCGAGUUGGAGAAACUUUUAACAAAGGAAGUAUAUAAGAGAGUGUACUUGAUUAUGGCUGGUGGAUACGAUAAGAGAGUCGAGGAGAACGUGGAAUAUCAUCUGGAAUUGAUAGAACUCGCGGAUGAGUUGCAUGUAACGGAUAAAGUAAUAUUCUUGCGUUCGCCCUCCGAUGUAGACAAAAUUUCUUUGCUUCAUCAUUGCAAAAUUGUGAUAUAUACCCCACCAAAUGAGCACUUUGGGAUAGUACCCUUGGAAGCGAUGUACGUAGGCAAGCCAGUAAUCGCUCACAAAUCCGGCGGUCCCACAGAAUCGAUACGUUCUGGAGAAACUGGCUUCUUGGUCGACUUAUCUGGCGAAGCGUUUGCCUCGAAAAUAGCUUACUUAAUCACAAAUCCGACGCAUCUUGAGAAUUUUGGUAGAUCGGGUCAAUACAGAUUUCUGGUAACAUUCAGUUUCGCUGCUUUUAGUGCUCGGUUAAAUAAGGCGAUAAAUGACUUGACUGAUACCAAGACGAAAUAAGAUGAUGGAAGUUAAAAAGGUUGUUAUGUUCUUAUUUCUUGCAUAAUAUUACGUAUAAUUUAGAACGCACUGGUUAAAUAUAAGUAAUGGUGCUAUGUUAAGGAGAUGAAUAAAAGUACACGUUUUCAAUGAUAUAUUUAUAAUAUUUCUUAUUAACUAAAUCUAUUCGAUUUAAGAAAAAGUUGCGUUUUUUUGCUGGAUUUUGUAGCCCAAACCGUUUAGCUUAUUUACGUGUAUUCUAUAUAGAAAUAAAAUUUAUAUUAUACGUUA